GCCUUACAGCAGGGUCUCUGUGAGGGAGACAGCCAAAGCCUGGCACAGCAGCAGAGUUCAUAGUCUGGUCAAUACGUUUUCAAGGAUUGUGCAGAGCUGGUGAAUCAAUCAUGCCCCCUGCAGCACCAACCAAUCUAGGCUACACCCCACCAGAUGGAGGCUGGGGCUGGGCUGUCGUCUUUGCUGCUUUCAUCUCCAUAGGAUUCUCCUAUGCCUUUCCCAAGUCCCUCACCAUCUACUUUAAGGAGAUUCAGGAAUAUUUUUCAGUUUCCUACAGUGAGAUUGCUUGGGUGUCCUCAGUCAUGCUGGCGUCUAUGUAUGCAGGAGGACCUGUGAGCAGUAUACUAGUCAACCGCUAUGGCAGCAGACCUGUGGUUUUGGUCGGUGGGCUGAUGGUUAGUGCUGCCAUGGUGCUCGCUUCUUUUGGCACUACAAUCAUGCAUCUGUAUCUUUGUGUUGGAGUAAUUGGAGGGUUCGGCCUCGCCUUCAACCUGCAGCCAGCCCUGACGAUCAUAGGUACCUACUUCCAGGUCAAAAGGCCGCUGGCGAAUGGGCUCGCGAUGACAGGAAGUCCGGUUGUUCUGUCCACUCUGGCUCCUCUUAAUCAGUUUCUGUUUGAUUGUUUUGGCUGGAGAGGGAGCUUCCUCAUCCUGGGAUCCAUUGUUUUGAACUGCUGUGUGGCUGGUGCUCUGAUGAGACCAGUCAACAAAAGUGUCCAACCCAAACCAAAGACUGAACCACCCCUGUGUAACGGGGCAGCUGCUGAGGAAGGUGCUACUGCGGACACCAGUGCACAGUCGGCUAACCUCCUAACUGAAGAAAACCAAAGUGAGAAGAGUAGGAGUCAGGGCCACGUGCGCAAAUUCAUAGAUCUGUCACUUUUCAGACACCGGGGUUUCCUCAUUUAUCUCACUGGUAAUGUGGUCAUGUUUUUUGGCUUUUUCGCACCUGUGGUUUUUUUGGCACCAUAUGCCAAACAUCAAGGGAUUGAUGAAUAUUCAGCAGCUUUCUUGCUUUCUAUUUUUGCACUGGUAGACAUGUUUAUCAGACCAGCAACUGGUCUCAUUGGCAACACCAAGUGGAUUAGGCCAAGAAUCCAAUAUUUCUUCAGUUUUGCUGUUUCGUAUAAUGGUAUAUGUCACCUUUUGUGCCCACUGGCAUCUGGAUAUAUGGGGCUGGUCGUUUAUGCGGUCUUCUUUGGUUUGGCUUUUGGGAUGGUUUCUGCCCUGCUUUUUGAAGUUCUGAUGGACCUUGUUGGAGCUCAUCGCUUCUCCAGUGCAGUUGGACUCGUCACCAUUGUCGAGUGUGGACCAGUGCUUCUUGGACCUCCAAUUUCAGGAGCCUUGGUUGAUAUUUUCGGGGACUACAAAUACAUGUACUAUGCAUGUGGUGUGUUUAUGCUGGUGCCUGGCAUAUUUUUCUUUAUCAUGCAUUACUACAAUUACAAGAGACUGGACGAGGAGCAGAGGCAGGCUGUGGCUGUGGAGAUGAGGACUUCUGAAGAGGCAGUAGAACUUAAAAUGAGCCAGGACGAUAAAACAGCACAUGAAACAGAUGGAUGAACUUGCUGACUAUGAAUCUAUUUUAGUGAGUGUAGGAAGAUGACACUGCACAGGUUCGACUGCAGGACAUAGUGUAUACGGGCUAUUACUGAUAAAAAUGAUUUUCUACUUUGGAUGAGGUUACUGGACUCUUUGGACCUUUGCUGCAUAUCUGCAGAUUAAAAUUUGGUAUUUUAAUGGUUAUUUUAUGUAUAUUAUUAUUAUCAUUAUCAAAUUAUGUGACAACUGUAACUCUAAUGGCCUUUGUUCAUCAAUCAUCCAAAACCUGCCCUUGUUCCUUCCAGUACAAUUAUAAUAAUGGUUAUAUAAACUAAUAUGGUUCCGCUUUGUUUAUAAUAAAAAGUAAUUUUCCUGAGGGACUGAUAUAAAAUAAUGAGUCAAAAUUCAGAACACACAGUCAUACCACUUAUGCUUAAUAUCAUCUUUGUACCACUAGAUGUCACUGGUCGCUAUCAUGUGAGAACUGGCUCAAAUGCAACACAUCUCUCCUAUUAAACUGCAAUUAAACUAAAGCCAUUGUCACUGAGGGUUUAGUUCUUUACAGCAUUUUUCCCUGAACCUCCCAGAAAUUCUGAAUAGGUCAACAGGGGCACAGUAAUUGAAAAUGAGAAAAUUAAAUGUUGGGAGUAAAGACAACAGACUUUCUCUCUUCAAAGACCUUCCCCCGGAAUCCUGUUGCCCAAAAAUUCAAAUCCCACUUUAUUCAUUCCUUAAGUUUUAUUUUACAGUAAAAUACAUUUUCAGUGUCAUGGGGAUCUGUAAAAGCUGUUUCAUUGCGGCACCGCUUUAGUACAGUCAUAAAAAUUCAGUAUGAAGUUAUGAAAAUGUUUUAGAAUUGAACUUUUAAAUAAGUGUGGGGACCCUGUGUGUAUUUAAUAAUAAGACUGCAUUUGCAUAUGUGGCUGAAGAACUGAAAUACUUUUCUUAGUCUCACUGGCACAAAAAGUGUCAGUGUAUAUAACACCGACACUUUUACUAUAGCUGCAGGCCAGGCCACCAAAUAUGACAGUAUUCUAAAGUGCUGUUUUUAGUUGUUUGUGUAUUUUUAAUUGACACGGUAUUAGCUUAUACAUAUUUCUAUGUGUGUUUUCAAGAACUGAAUAAUACAUGAUCAAAGAUUCUGACUCAUUGAGCUGGCCUCAAAGAAAAUACCUGACAGCAGAUAAAAUGAGUGAUCUCAUACCAGGUCGCAUUAUCCCACCUCAGGUCAAACUUCAUUUUCCAGCAUACUGCAUGACUACAGCCCCAUAGCGCCAGGCCUUGGGCACCUGCAAUACAAGAUACAUUGGUGAGCCAUUCAAGAAGAGAACAAUGCCAUUAUUACAAAUGUAUGUUUAAAUGAUCCUUUCUUAUCAUGUCCCUGCAAGGUGCAUAUUGACUCCUUUUUUUCAGAUGGGCGAAAAUUGCUUAUGUGAGUGAAUCAAUACAUUUAUUUAUAACCUUAGAUAACAUUAUGUGAAAAUCAGAUAAACAGUGUCUAUGGCUUACGGCUGGCCGGUUUUCUCUUUGAAUCUCGGUUUAUCUUCAAUCAACCAAAAAUCACUGGGUCAAAAUGUAACCCAGUUUGAUUCAAUAUAGUGCCAACACAAUACUGGGUUAACUUUACCCAAUAAGUGGUUUUGACCCAUAUUUGUUUUAUUUACCCAAACUAAAAUAUGUUUUUUGACCCAAUGUUAGAAACAACAACUCAAGUUUUACCUUAUAAAUGUCACAAUUUUAUUUUUAACUGUACAAAACAAUGUGCAUAUGUAAUAAUGGAGGAAGCAUGCACAUUGUUUACUUAAGUAAAAGUACCAGUAUCAUAUUCUAAAAAUAUUCAGUUACAAGUAAAAGUCCUGCUCAUCAAAAGUACUCAUUACAGAGAAAUGGCCAGUGUAUGUUUCCUAUUAUACAGUAUAUCAUUAGAUUAUUGUUACUUGUGCAUUAAUGUGUAAGUAGAAUUUUACUCUUGUUUAAGGUGGAACAAUUUUUUUUACUAUUUUUCAUACAAAGCCACAACUAAUGAUUAUUUUCAUUAUGCAAAAAUCGUUAUUUUCUUGAUCAAUUUAUUUAUUGUCAGGUUUGUAAAAUGUAAGACAAUAAUGAUAAAUGCUCAGAGAAAGAAAAAUCAUCAUGCUUGAAAGGUUAAAAACUAUGAAAUGAUUCAUUUCAUUUUCGCAUGAAAAAUUACUUAAAUGAUUAUCCAGUGUUAAAAACAGUUGCUCGGGAAUUUUUGAUAAUUGACUAAUCAACUAAAAGCAUAAUGACUAAUUGUUUAAGCUCAAAGCUUAUCUAAUAGUUUUUACAUUGCAUCAUUGUUUUAAAGUUGUUCAUAUAUUUGUAUAUGUUUGUAAAGUCUUGAUUUAUAAUGUUAUAUAAAUUAUUAUUUAAUCUAU
Molecule: messenger RNA, 3937 nt
Organism: Seriola aureovittata
Lineage: Eukaryota; Metazoa; Chordata; Actinopteri; Carangiformes; Carangidae
Product: monocarboxylate transporter 2-like
Exons: 5
Coding region: 111-1562 (483 amino acids)
Biological process (GO): monocarboxylic acid transport; transmembrane transport
Cellular component (GO): membrane
Molecular function (GO): monocarboxylic acid transmembrane transporter activity
Source: RefSeq, a predicted model, not a curated record